Molecule: messenger RNA, 1467 nt
Organism: Lathyrus sativus (Indian pea)
Lineage: Eukaryota; Viridiplantae; Streptophyta; Magnoliopsida; Fabales; Fabaceae
Source: the annotation of a GenBank genome assembly
AUGGCGGCAGGGAGACAAAGUUUUUUGGGGAAGAGGGAGUCUUACAAACAUGAUUCCGUCAUGGAGUUUGAGUAUUAUAAGUAUGAUGAUUCUUCUGCAAAAGAAGAUAGAGAAGAAGGUGAGAUCCUUUUUGAUGGGGACGAAGCUUUGCCACCGCCAGAAAAGAGAAGAAAAUUUUCUCCCAUCGUUUGGGAUCUGGCAAAGAAGAAGGCAAAACAUGUUUCUGAGUCUCUAUCUCGAUCAACUGUUGAUGAACAAAGUCCUGAAGGCAAAGGUGUUUUAAGUGAGUCAUUGUUGAAUUCCUCUUGUGUUGUUGAUGAAAGUGAUAUGCAGGGGUGGAACAUCACAAAGUCUAAAUGGGCUUCUGAUGAUCUUUCACCUAUGGUUGAUGAUGAUAAAUACAAGCAAGGCAAAAGAAGUUCAAGUUCAGAAGAUGGUGGUUGUUCAGGUAGCACAAUCACUAGAUCUGAUGUUGAUGAUGAGGUUAGUGAUCCUACAUCAGAUUCGUUUGAAAAUAGUGAUAUGAUGCAUGUGCAGAGGAAUUUUAACAUGUGUCAGAGUUGCAGAACUGUGUCGGAGUUUGAAAUGAUUAAGAAAAUAAAUGAAGGAACUUAUGGUGUUGUCUAUAAAGCUAAGGAUAAGAGGACUGGAGAAAUUGUAGCACUAAAGAAGGUGAAGAUGGAGAAGGAAAGAGAGGGCUUUCCAUUGUCAGCCUUGAGAGAAAUGAAUAUUCUCUUGUCUUUAGAUCAUCCCUCUAUUGUUGAUGUUAAAGAAGUAGUUGUGGAUGAUGAUGAUAGGGAUGAUGGUACUUAUAUGGUAAUGGAGCAUAUGCAGUAUGACCUCAAACAGUUAAUGGAGGUAAGGACACAACCUUUUAGUAUGGGUGAAAUAAAAUCCUUCAUGAAGCAACUUCUUGAAGGUGUCAAGUAUCUCCAUGACAACUGGAUUCUCCAUAGAGAUUUGAAGACUUCUAACAUUCUGCUGAAUAAAGAAGGGAAGCUGAAAAUAUGUGACUUUGGAAUGUCAAGGCAGUACAGCAGCCCGCAUAAGAAAUACACUUCUCUUGUGGUUACAUUAUGGUACAGAGCACCUGAACUAUUACUGGGUGCUAAAAAAUACUCUAAAGCAAUUGAUAUGUGGUCAUUGGGCUGUAUAAUGGCUGAAUUAUUUUCCAGGGAGCCUCUUUUCAGGGGUAAAACUGAAAUUGAACAACUUGAUAAGAUUUUUCGAACCCUUGGUACACCAGAUGAGAAAAUUUGGCCAGGAUUUUCCAAAUUGCCCGGGUCUAAAGCAAAAUUUGUUAAGCAACGGUGUAGUAUGCUAAGGAUGAAAUUUCCAGCUGCGUCUUUCACUGGUUUGCCAGUUUUAUCUGAGUCGGGAUUUGACUUGUUGACUAAGCUUCUAGCUUAUGAUCCUGACAAGAGGAUUUCUGCUGAAGCUGCUCUUCAACAUGAUUGGUUUCAAUGA